GCACCUCAUUUCCUGUUCCUUAAACACGGAUCCGUAGUGACAGCAAAAUAACAAUACAUUCUCUCAACUAUCCCUUUCCUCCCCAAAAUGUCUAAACUACAGCAGAUCAAUGUAUUUCUCAACGAAAAAUUAACAGCAGUUCCUUUGGAGAUAUCCGUGUUAGUAAAAAAAACGAUCGCAGAGCACCAGGAAGAAAUCUCCCGUUUGAAACGGGCGAAUGCACGUCUACGAAGACUGCUGGAUUUGGUUUUCAAACCAGAGAUAAAGUUGCAUAGAUUAGCAGACCUCCAGCUGCUCACUCUCACUGAAGAGGAGGUUAACCCCGAGCAGCAGCACCGUGAGCAGGAAUGGAGCGCCAGUCUGGGGCUGCAGGAGUCUGAUGCUGAAGAGUCUAUAUGGAACUCUAUCAACAUAACUGUAGAGAACCGCACAGAAUCUGAUGGCGAGAGCUACAGCGAGUCCGAAUCAACCAGUGACUAUGAGCCCCCCUCUGACAGUGACAACAGUGAAAGUGAUCAUGUACAUAUGGACAAUAGAAUACGAUUGUCAGGGUUAAAGCCUCUUAAAUCAAAGCGAGGAAGAGGACGGCCAAGGAAAGAAACUGGGGCGUUGCCUGAUUUAAAAUGUGAUGUGUGCAUAAAAUGUUUUGCGACAGCAAGUGGUCUGAGAAGGCAUCUGCAAAAUUGGCACAGUGAAGAGAGACCAAUAGGACUGCCAAGGAAAGAAACCAGUGAGUUGUCGGAUCUGAAAUGUAACGUUUGCGGAAAAUGCUUGGCGACGGCACGUAGUCUGAAAAGGCAUCUGCAACUCAGGCACAGCGAAGAGAGACCAUACAUGUGCGACACAUGUGGACAAUGUUUCGCCUUGAACCGCUACCUGAUCCGGCACAUGAAGAUUCACGCUGAUGAGAGACAACAUUGCUGCACCAAAUGUGGCAAACGUUUCUUUCACAAGGAAAGUCUGAAAAAUCAUAUGGUUAAUAUUCACACAGGGCUGGUUUUUAAAUGUGAUUUGUGUGGAAAAUGCUUGUCAACAAAAGGUCGUCUGAAACUGCAUCGGCAAAAUCACACUGGGGAGAAAUCCCAUCCUUGCAAAGAAUGUGACAAAGCCUUCGACUGCGAGUCUGGCUUGAUAAAGCAUAUGAGGACUCACACUGGGGAGAAACCAUUUCAGUGUAAAGAAUGUGGCAAAUGCUUCGGCGAGAAGGGAAGCCUGACAAAGCAUAUGAUGACUCACACACAGGAGAAACCACAUCGCUGCAACGAAUGUGGCAGAUGCUUCAAUCUAAAGGGAAACCUGACCGUGCAUAUGAGGACUCAUACGGGGGAGGGAGUUCAAUGCCAUUUGUGUGGAACUUACUUGAAGUUAGCAUCAAGUCUGAAGAGACAUCUGCGGACUCACAGAAGAAAUAUUCACAAAGACUAAGAACACGUAACAAUGCACUUUGUGUUAAAUGGAAGGUAGAGGAUGUAUCAAGAGGACAGCUCUCUGAUCACUGCUCUUGGUUAAGGGCACAGUCUGCCAUUUGGAAAUCUGUUCAAUGGUCAUUUUAAGAGACGUUACACUUUCAAGUUCAAGUUUGUCAGAUGGUACGGAGUUAGGUCAGUCCGUGCCUGCGUUCUGACUUGUCAUAUUAAAACAUUGAAACGGUUUAGGCCUAUUGGCUUAUGAAAUGAAUUUAUUAAAUGUUAUGUGUGUUGUGAGGAGAAACGCAUGUUAGUUUGUUGUCAGACGCCGACAUUCAAUUGGUUUUGGGCACGCCAAAAAUGUGCUUGAAGCUCUGCUAAUUUACGUUGUCUAAUCAUGCUUUUGCUUAUUCAUUUUACCAUUCAAAUGCACAUGUUUUGGUUAUGUUAAAAGUAGAAAUUGAUUGCAAACUUACCUGGUAAGGGUCAUUUGAAAGGAGAAUCGUUUGUUCCGCUCUGUCAUGCUCCCCAGCCUGGUCUCAUAGACUAGACGUAGCAUAGUAAACGUAACUCCUAGCCCAGCAAGCCAGCUAGCUAACAUUAGCUGCCUAGCUAAAGUUAGCCACACAAAAUUGGAAUUUGUAACACAUACAUUUUGCA
Messenger RNA from Salvelinus sp. IW2-2015, 2066 nucleotides. RefSeq names its product zinc finger protein 260-like. The record is from RefSeq and is a predicted model, not a curated record. NCBI's taxonomy places the organism in Eukaryota, Metazoa, Chordata, Actinopteri, Salmoniformes, Salmonidae. Gene Ontology annotation, biological process: regulation of transcription by RNA polymerase II. Gene Ontology annotation, molecular function: DNA-binding transcription factor activity; RNA polymerase II cis-regulatory region sequence-specific DNA binding.